Podarcis muralis (Common wall lizard) is the source of this 1817-nucleotide messenger RNA. Lineage: Eukaryota; Metazoa; Chordata; Lepidosauria; Squamata; Lacertidae. The record is from RefSeq and is a predicted model, not a curated record.
GGGGCGAAGGAGAGAGAAGGAUGGGGGGCUCCGGCGCUGCGCCUUUGGCCUUUGGGGGGCUCCUGCUGGCGAUGGGGGCGCUGGUGGUCUCCGCUUCGGAGGGGCUGGGCGUGGAGGCGCCUCCAGAGCAUUUCCUGUUCCAGCAGAAGCCCGAGUGCCACUUCUUCAACGGGACGCAGCGGGUCCGCCUCCUAUAUAGGCUCUUCUUCGACCGGCAGGAGCUCUCCUACUUCGACAGCGACCGAGGGAAGUUCGUGGCUGUGGCUGAACUGGGGGAGCCCGAAGUCAAGGGAUGGAACCAGGACAAGGACUUCCUGCGGGGCCAGAUGUCCAUGGUGGAUGCCUUCUGCCGGCACAACUACGAGCUCGCCGAGCCCCUCUCCCAGGCCCGGCGCGUCCAGCCCAAGGUGAAGAUCACCCCCACAGACAACGUUGAAUCUUCACCACACAACACUCUGCUGAUUUGCACCGUGAACCGCUUCUUCCCUGCGGGGAUCGAGAUCAAGUGGUUCAGGAACGGGAAGGAGGAGCCCAAAGUGUGGACCACGGACCUCAUCCGGAACGGGGACUGGACCUUCCAUAUUGAGGUGAUGCUGGAGACAAAGCCAGAACGUGGAGACGUCUACACCUGCCAGGUGGAGCAUGCCAGCUUCGAAGGCCCCGUCAUGGUGCAAUGGGAGCCACAGUCGGACUCUGCCAGGAGCAAGAUGUGGACGGGGAUUGUGGGGAUUGUGCUGGGGCUGGUCUUUGGGGCCACUGGACUCGCCCUUUACCUGAAGAACAAGAAAGGGCAAGCUGUUCCUCAGCCUGCAGGACUCAUCAGUUAGACUUCGCUGUUCCAUCAGGAUCCUGGGAUGUGGAGAAGCUCUGUUCUUCCUGCCAGUUGCCCUCUGUCCAUGCUCAGAGGGUGGAAACCUCCUUGGAAGGUGGAUGGAAGGAGUCACAGAUCAAGAACGACAGUGUCCACCCCUCCCCCACCUCUGUUGCUUGCUUGUCAUCUGGGGAAAGUUUCUUCUUGUGUUUCUUUUUCCGCUUGUGGAUUGCAAGUUAUGGCAACCUGAUUCCUUCUUUGCAUCUCUCUGCUAGAGAAUUUGUGCCUUGAAUCUCCCUGGAGGAGCCUGAGCUGUCCCUGAAAACAGCCAUGAAUCUGGCCAGACUGCCAGGACUGGUCCUUCAAGCCCAGAUGGGGAUCCUGAUCCUUGAGAUUCCUCAUUGCAGGAGGUUGGGCUAGAUGACCCUUGGGGUCCCUUCUCUACCAUUCCAUAAAAUGGUGAAUGGCCAGAUAUAUUUCUUCCCACAGCCCUGUGACACGGAGGAUGAGUCCCGUUUUUGGAGAGAGUCCCUGCUCCCCACCCUCACCCUGCUGACUUUUAUCUCCUCAGGGAGAGUAGUUUGUUAAUUUCUCUGUCAAUAUCCUGCUCUUUUGUGAUCUUAAGGAUCAGCCCUCUGGCUGGGAUCCUCACCCGACCCACUUCAAGGCAGAAGCGGAUUUCACAGCCUUGAGAGCAUUUCCUCUGAGUUGCACCAAUGAAGAUUUUCUUCAGUUUCCCUCUGUGGUCCUUGAACUAUUUUAUUUCUUUUAGAUUUCAGCAUUCAAGUAGCGCCACACUUGACAAUCCUGGGUGUAAGAAGAAGGGUUGAUCUGCCCAUUUCCACACAACUUCCACACCUGAAAGAAGGUGACCUUCAGUCAUACCUCCAAUAUUCCCCACCUUUGGGUUAUUGACUUCUUUAAGGCCUUUUAAUGUAACCAUUCAACACCCCAAGGUGGUUUACCACACAAACAUCCUAAUAAAAGCAAGAAAAGUCUGUUUCAA